Molecule: messenger RNA, 3489 nt
Organism: Rubroshorea leprosula
Lineage: Eukaryota; Viridiplantae; Streptophyta; Magnoliopsida; Malvales; Dipterocarpaceae
Source: the annotation of a GenBank genome assembly
GGGGGGUCUUGGGGUGCCUGAUUUACAAAGAAAAAACUGGGCAAUGUUAGGAAAAUUGUGGUAUAGGUUAGGUGACGGGGUAGAGAGCUUAUGGAAAAGGGUGGUGAGGGAGAAAUAUUAUGGAGGUAGGAGGGAGGUCGAUAUUACUUCGGUAGAGCGAUUCAAGGUGUCAAAGAUUUGGAGGGACAUUAUUAGGAUAGGGGGCCUCUCCCGCAAUCUUAGAAAUAUGUUGGUUGAGGGUUUCAAGUGGGAAGUGGGAAAAGGUAAUAAAGUGGGUUUUUGGUCUGAAAGGUGGAUGGGCGUAAAAAGCCUUAGAGAUUUAUUUCCAAGGUUAUUUGCAUUAUCUGUAAAGAAAGAAGGAAAGGUUUCCGAAAUGGGGUAUUGGGAAGAGAGGAAAUGGAGUUGGCGGCUAGAGUGGAGGAGGGGUACAUUAGGGCGAGAGAAAGAUGAGGAGGAGAUGUUGGAGAAAAUGCUGGAGGGUGUCAAUCUAAAGGAGGGGGCAGGGGAUGUUUGGAAGUGGGUUCAUGGGUUGGAUGGCAAAUAUGGGGUAAAACUAGCGUAUGAUUUCUUAGCUUCUUCGGAGACUGUUUUGGAGAACCAGUUAUGCAAAUUAAUAGGGUGCAGAUUGGUGCCAUCCAAAGUGGCGUUUUUUGGGUGGCGAUUGUGCUUAGAUAGACUCCCAACAAAGGAAAACUUGCAAAAACGUGGGAUAUUGCUUCACGAGGGGGUGUUGAGUUGGUGGGGAUUGAAGUCUGUUUUGCCUAACACAGUAGGGGGCAUGGCAGAGUUCUUCAUUGGUAGUUUGGGAAGCAUAAUUGGAAAGGAGAUGGGUUCUUGUAUUUUCCUAGUGGUUGCUUGGUAUUUAUGGUAUAGACGGAAUGCCCAAGUGUUUCGAAAAGAUGAAGGUUUACCAGAAAACCUACUGGAAAGGAUGCAAGUUAAAACAUUUAUAUGGAUAAAAUCCAAAGUCAAAGGCUGUGUUUUUUCUUUUUACGAAUGGCAAUCAUGUCCAAUGGAGUGUGCUCUGGCUGUCAAAAAUCAUAAAAGGCUGAGGAAGCAGUUCUAUAAAGAUCGCGUACCCUCUAGUGGAAAAAGAGUGCUAUGGGAGGAGCUGGGCAAGCUGAUCACUAGUAAAAGAGGCAAUUGGAUUUUGGGGGAGGAUUUCAAUGCAGCAAGAACAGUAGGGGAUAGAGCAAGAUGCAGUGGGAUAACCAGGGAAAUGAGGGAGUUUGAUAGCUUUAUCCAUGUCACAGGGCUGGUUGAUCUUCCAUUGGCGGGUAGAAAAUAUACCUGGCACAGUGCAAAUGGACAGCAUAGGAGCAGGAUAGAUAGGUUUUUGGUUUCGAAAGAAUGCCUGCAAAAGUGGAAUGACUUUAAACAGUGGGGAUUGGGGAGAUCAGUUUCCGAUCAUUGUCCAUUACUCUUGAAAAAUGAAAAGAUAGAUUGGGGUCCAAAACCUUUUAAGUUUUUUGAUGCCUGGUUGGAACAUCCUGAUUGCAAGGAAAAAUGGAGUGCUAAUCACACAGCUGAAGUUGACAGAAGAAUAAGUGAAGCAGAAAGGAUCAUAGCUGAAAUGGAUGAAAAAGAAGAGCACAGCCAACUCUCAGAAGUAGACAUUGAAAAAAGAAGGAAUGGAUUCCUGGAUCUUUGGAAGAACAUGAAGAUUCAAGAGAGCAUGUGGCAGCAAAAAUCCAGAAAGAUGUGGCUGAAAGAGGGGGAUGCAAACUCAAAGUUUUUUCAUAGAAGUGUGAAGGGCAGAUGGAGGAGAAAUGAAAUCAACAGCAUUCAGAUUAUGGGAGAUCAAUGUAGAGGUGUGAAUGAGAUCAAGGAAGGUGUGAUGAAUUAUUUCAAGGGAUUAUUCUCGGAAGAAGAGUGGCAGCGACCAAAGCUAGACGGCAUCAGCUUCAAACAGAUAGACAAAGCAGACAAUGAUUUUUUUAUGGCCACUUUCUCAGAAGAGGAUAUUAAGAACACAGUGUGGGAUUGUGACUCAACUAAGUCCCUUGGGCCGGAUGGCUUCAAUUUCAGGUUUAUAAAGGAAAUGUGGGAGGAAAUAAAACAGGAUGUCAUUGGCUUCGUGCAGGAAUUCCACGAGCAUGGCAAGCUGGUUAGAGGCUCCAACUCCUCCUUCAUCGCCCUGAUCCUUAAGGUUGAAAACCCCUAUAGAAUCAAAGACUACAGACCUAUAUCACUCAUUGGAGUCAUGUAUAAGAUACUAGCUAAGCUGCUAGCAAAUCGCCUCAGGAAAGUUCUAGACAAGAUCAUCGGGGAGCACCUUCCCGUGUACCUGAUGUCAGCCUACAAAAUCCCUAAAGGUAUUCUCUUCACUUUAGAUAAAAUUCAUAAGAAUUUUUUAUGGGGAGGGAUGGGGGAGAGGAAAAAAAUCGGUUGGGUCAAGUGGGAGAGGGUAUGCAGGAAAAAGGAGUGUGGAGGUCUAGGAGUGAAGGACUUGAGGAAAUUCAAUAUGGCGUUGUUGGGUAAAUGGUGGGGGAGGUUAGCAAAAGGGGAAGAUGGGCUAUGGAGCAAAGUGAUGUCUAGUAAGUAUGGGGAGAAUGGAGGGCAUUGGUUGGAUUGGGAUGGCUUUACGGAGGGUUUUAGGAUUAAGGUCGGUGAGGGGAAAAGAGUGAGCUUCUGGUGGGAUGAGUGGUGUGGGGAGAGCUACUUGGCUAAUAAAUUUCCUAGAUUGUACAUCUUGUGUACAGGUAAAGACGAAGAAUGCUUUCAAAUGGGAAGGGCUCUCAAUGGGACAUGGAGAUGGAACUUGACAUGGAGAAGAACCUUGCAUCAGUGGGAAGAUGAGACUGCAAAAGAACUUCAAAACAUGAUCGAGAAAGUGAGAAUAUCCCCAGGAAGCGCAGACAAUUGGGAGUGGAUACACAGCCCCGACGGAGAGUACUCAACAGCAACAGCCUACGCACUUCUAACAAAUCAGAGGAGGGAAGAGGAGGAAGCAGAAAUAUAUAAAAGAAUAUGGAAUCCUAACAUUCCAUCUAAAGUAGCGGCUUUCAACUGGAAGGUAUUACUUGAUAGAAUCCCAACCAAGCUAAAUUUGUUGAAACGUGGGGUCAUCAAGGAAGAGGAGGAAAGGAAAUGUGUUCUGUGUGAAGAGGAAAAGGAAGACUCUAGCCACCUAUUCUUAAAUUGCAAAAUAGUCAAAUGGCUAUGGAGAGCUUGCGCAAACUGGUGGGGCAUCGAGGUAGGACUACAAAAUGAAUGCAAGAAGACGUUUCAACUCUUUGGCGCCUGGACCAAAAAGUCCCACAAAAGAGAAGGGUGGGACUGUAUUUGGAACGCAGUUAUAUGGAUAGUGUGGAUGGCACGAAACAGAAAGAUCUUUGACAAUGUAGAGUGUGAAGUAGGAGGGGUUUGAAAGAUGGUAGUAACACUAAUAGUGCUUAUUUCUGUAAACUGUGGGGAUUAGUUGAUGUUCAUGUAAAAGGGCUUGAGUACCCCUUGUACUCAGGAUAGUAAUGAAACUUUUGCUGUUCA